Cadophora gregata is the source of this 2452-nucleotide messenger RNA. RefSeq lists its product as uncharacterized. The record is from RefSeq and is a predicted model, not a curated record. The transcript is spliced from 4 exons. Bases 1 to 1887 code for a protein of 628 amino acids. Lineage: Eukaryota; Fungi; Ascomycota; Leotiomycetes; Helotiales; Ploettnerulaceae.
AUGCCGUCAACUGACACCUCAACAAACGACCCUCAAGGGGGUUAUGACCGAAGCACGCACGUCUCUGGUCUGCCUCCCGAGAUUUGGACAUUGGUUGGAGAAGAGAUCCAAAGCGACGUCGCGUUCAAGGCCCUCCGAUUAACAUGUCGCACAUUCAGAGACAUAUUCACACCAGUCGCCUUUGAUAUUUACCACCUCGAACUGAAGUCAAUAUCUCAACUGGAGAACCUUGAGUUGCGGCAGACUCUAUGUCAUACCAAAACACUUUGCAUCCAAGUAGACUCUGUUUCAAUUGACGAUACUUUUGCUGAGGAAAUUGACAAAGCUGCUGAGCCACUUGUGCACAUUCUGCAACAGAUGCCAAAACUUCAAUUACUACAAUGGACAGAUAGUAGUUUCGAAUUACAUGAUUGCAUCCUUCUCCUUCGAAACCCCGAUUUGCUGGAUUGCCUUAAGUCCAGGAAGAGCCUGCGAAAUGUUGCUAUCCAGUUCUGUGCUGCAAAUUGUACAGAAACAGUAGAUGGCCUUGAAAACUGCUCGACAACACUUCAAGGGUUUAAGAACCUCACAUCCCUUGAGUUGUACAACUUUUAUGGAGAUUGCAAAGCCAUACUCAAGGAUAUCGCCAAUACUUUGGCAGAAUGCCCCUGUCUCAAGAAAUUAGGGCUCGGCAGAGCGACCAAGACCACCUAUGGAGAUCAAAACGGAAUAGGAUCCGAUGAAUUACUCAUCCUGGAUGAUGUAGAUCUGCUCGAGUCUCUGUGCCUACUGUACGGAGCGCAAGUCGGAACACUGCCUUUAAAAGUUCAUACCCUGCGACUUGGUUACUCGAUGUUUUUCACAGAACCCAGUUCGUCCACUGUUGGGAACUACCUCACAAAGCUUCUGGAUCUACGCACUUUAAAGAGUCUGGAGAUGUACAAUGGAUACGUUCUUCUAGAUGCUGCGGAUGUAUCGGACCCCGACAGAUUCAAAGUAAUGCUGCAACCACCUUGGGAACUAUUGGAUGAUUGUUCUCUCCGGCAGCUUGGCGUAACCAAAAUCGACCACCGAGUCACAGCUUAUCUGACCGGCGCAGGCCAAUCAGUUGAGGAACUCUCGGUUUCUGGUGCCUACUGUAUGAACGAUCCUGCUAUUCAAGAAUUCAACCUCUUCAGCCUGCCGAAUCUGAAAUCGCUCUGGACUCGCGAAAAGUUUGUUUCCAGAAAUCCAAAUCGUGACAACUCGAUCGACUUCGACAGUCCAUACGAAACCCUGCCUCAAGAGACUACUGUGGGAGAAUUGGAAGACCAGGAUGAAGAGGAAGAACUGCUGUGGGGAGGAAGGCUUGAGAAGAAAGAGCAGAAAUUCAUCUUACACCGCCUUCACGACCGUGGCUCCAGACUUGCCACUCUUGCUAUCAACUUUGACUUUGAUAGCGAAUACAUUCACUUCAUUGCUCUACUGCCCAAACUGACUUGUCUGACUCAACUGAGCCUUCAAAAAAAGCGAGAGGGUUAUUGGUAUCAACAAUUUCCUGCCCCCAACACAUCAAUGUGGCCGUCUAUCCAGACUCAAGAAGAUAUCGCCCAUCGUUAUGCUCAGAUGAUGGCAAUGCUUUGCACGUCUCUGCAACACAUCCAGAUUGGCUUAUUUUCUUGGCAAGUAAUGACCCCAUCUCACCUGCGCCCUCCCGUCCCGACCCCGAUACAUGGAGAUAUUGACGGCGAACUUAAACUUCGAAGAUUGGACCACAGAGAAAUCCAUUCCAUUGAGUUCUUCUGCCGUCACCCAGACCUCAUUCAGUCAGGCUUGCCCACUACUGUGAUGCCGGAAUAUUUUGAGGAAUUGCAGGUGAAGGAUGGCUCCGAGUCCAAUGACGGCUUAGUUGUGUAUGAUUACGCUUGAGAAGAUCGUUAAAGAAUGAUGAUGGUGGUAUCUUUGACGGCGAGGAUGAGAGCAUUGGUUCGUGCAAGCGUUAAAGCACUGUCCAGCAGCACGGCAGGGUGGGAUCUUAACAGCGCUGGAUUUCCAUAUCGAAGCUUUCGCUUCCGAACUCGGGUCAGAGCUCAUCUUUUCAGGUUCAGUGAGGAAGCUUACUUCGAGCUAUUCAACCGAUAUGCUGCAUUUUAUGGGCGAGAAUAGCAUUGUAUGAAUAGAUAGCCAGCAUAUUCCGAGCAGUGAAACUUCCUUGCGACACGACAAAAAGCACAGACAUGAAUACAAAACUUACAAAUGAGCCGAGAUUAAGUGUGAGAGUCGUGAUUGUUUUCUUUUCUCUGUAUCUCUAGGUCGCCUGCAAUGUCUCCGGUCAUUGAAGACUGUACAGUGACAUUGAUAGCGGUCCAAAAUAUGCUUACGGCCACGUCAGGCUCGAAUUCCACAGCUUCCAGCACUCAACAGAUAUGUAAAUCUCAUAUACGAGCUCUAGGUCCGGAGAAUCUCCGGGCGUAGAUAGAAUUGCUCGGUCUCA